Molecule: messenger RNA, 1977 nt
Organism: Epinephelus lanceolatus (giant grouper)
Lineage: Eukaryota; Metazoa; Chordata; Actinopteri; Perciformes; Serranidae
Source: RefSeq, a predicted model, not a curated record
CCCGUCCCUCUGUCUCUCCCUCUCAUUCGCCCACAUCCGCUCACUUUCUCCACCAGGCUUCAAAUACGCUGCAGCACAGAAAUUGAACUGGCUUGUGGUCCGGAACAGGUUGACAGUAGAUUCAUAAAUAGGAUGUCCAUAGUAAAUAUUGUUGCCAGGGAGAUCCUGGACUCCAGGGGAAACCCUACUGUGGAAGUAGAUCUGCACACUGGCAAAGGUGUGUUCAGGGCUGCCGUGCCCAGCGGUGCAUCCACUGGCAUCUACGAGGCUCUGGAGCUCCGAGAUGGAGACAAGACUCGCUACAAGGGCAAAGGUGUAACCAAAGCUGUUAGUCACAUUAAUGACACCCUUGGACCUGCCCUCAUCCAGUCUGGGAUCAGUGUGUUGGAGCAGGAGAAACUGGACAACAAGAUGAUUGAAAUGGACGGCACUGAAAACAAAUCUAAGUUUGGGGCCAAUUCUAUUCUGGGAAUAUCACUGGCUAUAUGCAAAGCUGGCGCAGCAGAGAAAGGUGUGCCCUUGUACCGCCACAUUGCUGAUCUGGCUGGAAACAGAGAGUUGGUUCUCCCAGUUCCUGCUUUUAAUGUGAUCAAUGGGGGCUCCCAUGCCGGGAACAGGCUGGCUAUGCAGGAGUUCAUGGUACUUCCCGUAGGGGCGGAGUCUUUCCGUGAUGCUCUGCGUGUAGGGGCGGAGCUCUACCAGACACUGAGAGGCGUCAUCAAGGAAAAAUAUGGUCAGGAUGCUACAAAUGUGGGAGAUGAAGGAGGGUUUGCCCCUAACAUACAAGAGAACAGUGAAGCUCUGGAGCUGAUAAAGACUGCCAUAGAGAAAGCUGGCUUCACAGACAAAGUGGUGAUAGGGAUGGAUGUUGCUGCUUCAGAGUUUUUCAUUGAGGGCAAGUAUGACCUGGACUUUAAGUCUCCGCCCAAUGCCGCCCGCAACAUUAGUGGUGACGAGCUGGCCAGCAUCUACCAGGGCUUCAUCAACAACUUCCCAGUGGUGUCUAUUGAAGAUCCUUUCGACCAGGACGACUGGCCGGCUUGGUCACAGUUCACAGCCUCAGUGGGCAUCCAGGUGGUCGGAGACGAUCUGACCGUCACUAACCCACGCAGGAUACAACGAGCCGUGGAGGAAAAGGCCUGCAACUGCCUGCUGCUUAAAGUCAACCAGAUUGGUUCUGUUACAGAGGCCAUCAAGGCGUGUAAGCUGGCCCAGGAGAACGGCUGGGGGGUGAUGGUGAGCCACCGCUCAGGAGAAACAGAGGACACUUUUAUAGCUGACCUGGUGGUUGGCCUCUGCACUGGUCAGAUCAAGACUGGCGCUCCCUGUCGAUCAGAGCGUCUGGCCAAAUACAAUCAGCUAAUGAGGAUUGAGGAAGAGCUGGGUGACCAGGCUCGCUUUGCCGGGCACAACUUCCGCAACCCCAGUGCCCUUUAAGUGCUCGUGCCAUCAGCAGUGCCACUUAAGAAAGCAUACAUAUAAACCAUGUUAUAUUUCCCUGACAGGCACAUAAUGAAAUCACGACACCUGUUUCAGUAAAGCUCUAACCACAUUAAGACGCUUAAAGAGACUCAUUAGUUUCCAGAUAACUAAAAUGCACAGAUAAUGUACUGUAGCUACAGUAUAUUGACCAGACGCUUCAGCAAGUGAUUGACUUAAUUGACUACAGCCGGUUGCAGCAAAUCCUGAACAAAGCCUGGAGGAAAAAAUAAGUAUUUCACCUCACAGCAGACGAGCACUUCCCCCGAUGCACUCGUUAGUUUCUUUCUCUUUCCUGAACCCUGUGACUGUCUCAUUUUGACUCACUGCAGACGUGUUUUGAUCUUUUGUGCCCUGUUGUUUCCUCUCCUUCCUCUUCCUCACGUCGUUUCUGAUAGGAACCCUCAGCAGCUUGCUACAAAAUUGUACCUGUCACUGUGUCUGUCUGUAAGGUAUAAGGUUGUGCUUAAUAAAGAACUGGAUACAUGUUAACUCAAA